Molecule: messenger RNA, 2403 nt
Organism: Magnusiomyces paraingens
Lineage: Eukaryota; Fungi; Ascomycota; Dipodascomycetes; Dipodascales; Dipodascaceae
Exons: 1
Coding region: 1-2403 (800 amino acids)
Source: RefSeq, a predicted model, not a curated record
AUGUUUGACUCGGCAUAUUCAUAUCCUCAAUCUUCUUCUUCUCAAUCAACACCAUCUUCAUCAUCUUCAUCUUCAUCAUCAACAACAACAGCAACAACAACAACAACAACAACAACAACUCUUCAACAAGCUGUAGAAUUUAAAAACCCUCCUCCAAACUCUUCCUCAUCUAAAUCAUCUAAAUCAUCUAAUUCAUCUAAUUCAUCUAAUUCAUCUAAUUCAUCUAAUUCAUCUUCUUCUACAGAAAAUCAACAACCUUCUUCAGAUUACUCUCCAAACUCAAAUUAUUUUGCCGCUGCCGCUGCCGCUGCCGCUGCUGCUGCUACCGCUGCUGCUGCUGCUGCCGCUUCAGUCUCCUCAUCAACCCCUACAAGAGGACCUUCGUCAUCCGCACUUUCUCAUUUAACUUCAACACCAACUGAAGCUUCUACCUCAUCUCUUACAACAACCCCUCUUACUAUCACUACAGCUGCAACAACUCCACCAACAAUUGGAGCUUCUAUAACUGGCUCUUCUGCUCCUUCAUCUCUUCACCAUCACCAUCAUAAUAAUCAUCAUCAUCCUCACCAUCUUCUUCACCCAAUGUCAACAUCUUCUUCUGCAUCUUCCUCAUCUUCUGCAUCUACAACUUCAGUCCCACCAAUAACUAACUUACAAUCUUAUCCUUACCAUUCUUCCUCUUCUUCUACUUCUUCUACAUCUUCUGCCUCAUCUCAAUACCUUCCUCCACCUUCCAUGCUUAACAGCUCAACUGGUUCUACUAAUACUAAUACUAAUACUAAUACUACUACUAAUACUACUACUACCACCGCUUCAUCUUCAUCUUCAUCUGCAAAUACUACCCCCUCUUCCUCUUCUGCUGCUUAUACUCCAUUUUCUUACGUGUCUAGUGUUGCUGCAACAGCCCCAGUCUACGAAGGAACCCCAAGAUCUGGAAGAUACGAUCGGCGGCGGCGCACAGGUACUAAACGGUCUAUUGAAGAUGUGCUCAUGAGUGACCACCAAACUGCCGCAGCAGCAGCAGCAGCAGCAGCAGCAGCAGCAGUAUCUACAGUAGAGGAUGAAAGAGAUGAAUUAUCUGGUAGUACCGGCAUUGUGUCAGCUCCAGCUCCUUCUGCACAUGUAUAUGGCGGUCACCAGCAAGAUUCCACAGCUAUGGCUGCAGUGUCUCAAGCUGCUCCUUAUACCUCCUCUGCUCUACAAUAUAUGGGUCGUCAGCAACAACAAAACUCUUCUUCUUCUUCUUCUUCUUCUUCUUCUUCCUCUGCAUAUACCCAUUACGCAGCAGGAGCAGCAGGAAAUGCAGGACCAUAUGGAACAGGAUCUAGUGGGUUUUUACCCAGACAUGGGUCCUUUGAAGGAACAUCUUCUCCAUCUUCAUCUUCAACUACACCUACAUCUGCUGGAGUACCUACAGCAGCCACACUUCCUUUGAUGAUUCCCACGCCUCCUUUGGCCACUGCGAAACCCACAAACCCUAAUGCUCUUCAACCUGACCCACAACCACGGCCCAAGAAAAAGAGUAAAUAUAAUGCGGAACAAGAUGCUGUUAUUCUGCGGAUGAAGAAAGAGGGGAAAUCAUGGGGGGAGAUUAGUGAUGCUGCUGGGUGUACAAAUUCAUUAGCUGCUCGGAAUCGGUAUCAAGUGUUGAUUGGACAGCAAGGUGGGGGGACAAUUUCAUGGGAUCGUGAGGAUACAAUAGGGCUUAAGAAUCUUUUGGAGGAGGGUGAAAAAACUAAGUGGGUUCAUAUUUCGACUGAAUUAUCACGUCUACGUAAUAAGAAUUUGACAGUGGCAGCGUGCCAUAAGAAAGUUAGAGAGAUUUUCCAGCGGGACCCUAGUUUUUUCCGUAUUGUUGUAAAUACGACACCUGUGGGGGAUCCAGUAUUGGUGGUUCCUGGUGGAUCGAAUGGUAGUAAUUCAGAGAUGGUUCAAGGCGGGUAUCAUUAUCAUCAUCAACAACAACAUCAACAACAUCAUCAACAACAACAACAACCACAACAUCAUCAUCAAGCUUUGCAAUCACAUUAUGGACAGCAGCAGCAGCAGCAGCAGCAUCAUCAUCAUCAUCAGCAACAGCAACAGCAACAGCAACAGAUGGGUAGUGGUGGUGCUAGUACUACUACUACGGGAUAUGCGCCAACCACUGGAUAUGCUACAUCUGGAGUUUAUGGGGCUUCUAUGGGAGGAACUAGUGGUGGUGGUAGUAAUAGUAAUAGUAAUAGUAGUACACAUUGGGGGGCUAUUAGUACAGGAUCUUCGACAUCAGCUAGUAAUGAUGGAUCGGUUGGUAAUGGAUCUAUGAUGGUUUCAGAUCAUAGUGGAGGAAGCAAUGGGAGUUCUAAUUCAGUUUCAGGAGGAUCUGUGAUUAAGAAUGAAGAAGCACGGUCUGUUGUUGUUUAA